Molecule: messenger RNA, 1553 nt
Organism: Raphanus sativus (radish)
Lineage: Eukaryota; Viridiplantae; Streptophyta; Magnoliopsida; Brassicales; Brassicaceae
Product: probable disease resistance protein At1g59620
Exons: 3
Coding region: 1-1092 (363 amino acids)
Source: RefSeq, a predicted model, not a curated record
AUGAUGAGAGAAGUUUGUUUACGCAAAGCUGAAGAAGAGAAUUUCGUACAAACCAUUGACACAUCAACUGCAAAUUCGAAAUCUACUUUUUAUUCUCGCAGACUUGUUGUUGGACGUCAGCCUGCUUAUACAUUUGAUGUGGAUAAAGAGGUGAAGAAUCGAAGCCUUAGAACUCUCUUGUUUCUCGAGAGCAAAGGAGUGACAGCAACAAGUUUAUUGUUUACAAGUCAUAAGCUGAUGAGAGUGUUAGAUCUCUCUUAUAUGUGCUUUCAAUGGGGGAAGGUACCCACAAGCAUCGGGAAGCUCAUCCACUUGAGAUAUUUGAGUUUGAGAGAUGCACGUGUAAUUCAACUUCCUUUUUCUAUGCGGAAUCUGAAGAAGUUGCUCUAUUUAAACCUAGAUAUAUCAUUAGGUGGAGUUUACAUUCCCAAUAUCUUUAAUGAGAUGCGAGAAUUGAUAUUCUUGUCUUUUCCCAAGGGAUUACAUGAUGAGACAAAUUUGGAAUUGGGAAAUCUGGUCAAGCUGGAGACGUUGAAGAAUUUCAACACAAAACAUGGGAGAGUGACGGAUCUAGAGGGUAAGACACGGCUCAGAUCCCUCUCUUUCAAUAUUACAGACAAGGGCUAUACCAUUAAGACUCUAUCUUCAUCUCUACGUGAAAUGAGAUGCUUGGAGAGUCUUACUAUAUAUCAUUACAAGUUGUAUACUCGCACGAAUGAUGAUGAUGAAGAAGGAUUUGUUUGGGAUUUUGUUAAUCUCAAACAGCUGUGGUUGGAGAAGAUAUAUAUGCCAAGUGGGAAAAGAAUGGUUUGCUCGAGGGAUGGGUUUCCUCAAUUGCAUAAGCUAGAAUUUAUUGGAUUGGAGGAGUGGGAAGAGUGGAUAGUAGAAGAAGGCUCCAUGCCCCUUCUUCAUAAUCUCAAAAUUGGCUAUUGUCCAAAGUUAAAGGAGCUUCCUGAUGGACUGCGAUUCAUCACUUCUUUGAAGAGUCUGAUCCUUUUUGAAAUGGCAAAUGAACAGAAGAAAAGACUGUCGAAAGGAGGAGAAGAUUAUUACAAAGUCCAACACAUUCCUUCUGUUAUAUUCUAUGAUUGAUCUCGGCAACAGUGAGUCAGACAACAGCUCAAGGAGACGAGACUCUCAGCAAUUACGGGCUAUCAGUGGCAAACAGAGUAUAUUUUACAAGUGAAACAUACUGGCACACUGACGCGGUGAAGCUGUUCGACGGAAGUGUCUAACUGAGACACUUGAUCUCCUGCACUGCUUUAAGUUUGCCUAUUAUUAGUAUUCUCUUUACAUUUUCUUGUAUUUGUUCUUCUUAAAGAUUUUAACAACAUAUCGAUUUUUUUUUUUUUUGAGAUUUUUCAUUUUGUUUUUGUAACUCGAAAAUUUACAUGCCUUUGUACAAAGAUUUAUGGAUUGAUUUCCACAGAAUAGUUGUUUUUUCAGUAAAUAUUAUUUGGAUUAUGAACUCAUGAAUCCUCCUCUCCUCUGGUGUUUGAGCAACAGAUAUAUGGCUGAGACACUGUUUUGUCUGUAGCCGAGAAACUACGUGA